Molecule: messenger RNA, 2555 nt
Organism: Candoia aspera
Lineage: Eukaryota; Metazoa; Chordata; Lepidosauria; Squamata; Candoiidae
Gene: CDH4
Product: cadherin 4
Exons: 14
Biological process (GO): adherens junction organization; homophilic cell-cell adhesion; cell-cell adhesion mediated by cadherin
Cellular component (GO): plasma membrane; catenin complex; adherens junction
Molecular function (GO): calcium ion binding; cadherin binding
Source: RefSeq, a predicted model, not a curated record
UUUCUAGUGAAAUUUAGUGGCUGCUCGGAGAACAAGGGAACUCGGUAUGAAACUGACAACUUGGACUUCAAGAAAGGAAAGAAGAACAUGACAGAAGAUCUUCAGGAGCCCGGCAAUAUUUUGCUGCCGUGGCGUCAUCACCAGAAUUCUUAUGGACUCAGGCGGCAAAAACGAGACUGGGUUAUCCCACCAAUCAAUGUCCCAGAAAAUUCGAGAGGACCCUUCCCACAGCAGCUGGUUAGGAUUCGUUCAGACAAGGACAGCGAGAUCCAUAUAAGAUACAGCAUCACAGGUGUGGGAGCUGACCAGCCACCUAUGGAAGUCUUCAACAUUGACCCUGUGUCAGGGAGAAUGUAUGUGACCCGUCCAAUGGACAGAGAAGAAAGAGCAUCCUACCAUCUCAGAGCACAUGCGGUAGAUAUGAAUGGAAACAAAGUGGAGAACCCAAUUGACCUCUACAUUUAUGUGAUUGACAUGAAUGACAACAGGCCAGAAUUCAUAAACCAAGUCUAUAACGGAUCUGUUGAUGAAGGAUCUAAACCAGGAACCUAUGUGAUGACAGUGACAGCAAACGAUGCCGAUGACAGCACCACAGCAAAUGGGAUGGUGAGGUACCGCAUUGUGACUCAAACUCCACAGAGUCCAUCCCAGAAUAUGUUUACCAUUAACAGCGAGACUGGAGAUAUAGUGACGGUGGCAGCUGGACUCGACCGAGAGAAAGUUCAGCAGUACACAGUCAUCGUUCAGGCCACAGAUAUGGAAGGAAACCUUAACUACGGUCUCUCGAACACAGCAACUGCAAUCAUUAUGGUGACAGAUGUGAACGACAACCCACCCGAAUUCACUGGCAGCACCUAUUCUGGUGAGGUUCCAGAAAACCGGGUGGAAGUUGUUGUCGCUAAUUUGACCGUGAUGGACCGAGAUCAACCCCACUCACCCAAUUGGAAUGCUAUUUACCGAAUAAUCAGUGGAGACCCUUCCAGUCAUUUUACCAUUAGGACUGAUCCUAUUACCAAUGAAGGCUUGGUAACUGUCGUGAGGGAAGUUGAUUAUGAGAUGAACAGAGCUUUUAUGUUGACAGUAAUGGUGUCCAAUCAAGCUCCUCUUGCCAGUGGGAUUCAAAUGUCCUUCCAGUCUACAGCCGGAGUCACCAUUUCAGUCACUGAUGUCAAUGAGCCACCCUACUUCCCAACAAACCACAAACUCAUCAGGCUGGAAGAAGGUGUGCCUACAGGGACAGCACUCAUGACUUUUUCAGCAGUGGACCCUGACCGUUUCAUGCAACAGGCUGUCAGAUAUUCCAAGCUGUCGGAUCCUGCAAACUGGCUGAAUAUUAAUGCCACUAAUGGUCAGAUCACCACCGCUGCUGUCCUUGAUCGCGAGUCAGCCUACAUUAAGAGCAACGUCUAUGAAGCCACAUUCCUGGCAGCUGACAACGGUAUCCCUCCAGCCAGUGGCACAGGCACACUCCAGAUCUACCUAAUUGACAUCAACGAUAACGCUCCUGAUCUUCAGCCAAAGGAGGCCCAGAUAUGUGAGAAGCCAAAUCUGAAUGUCAUCAACAUCACAGCCGCAGAUGCUGACAUUGAUCCAAAUGUCGGCCCCUUCGUCUUUGAACUGCCAAGCGUGCCAUCUGCCAUUAGGAAGAACUGGACCAUUACACGGCUAAAUGGUGAUUAUGCUCAACUUGGUUUACGAAUAAUGUAUUUGGAAGCUGGUGUAUAUGAUGUUCCAAUCAUUGUAACAGAUUCCGGAAACCCUCCUCUGUUUAACAUGUCCAUCAUUAAGGUCAAGGUGUGUCCAUGUGAUGAGAAUGGAGACUGUACCACUAUAGGAGCUGUUGCUGCAGCUGGGCUGGGAACUGGAGCCAUUAUUGCCAUCUUGAUAUGUAUCAUCAUUUUACUAACCAUGGUUCUGCUUUUUGUGGUAUGGAUGAAACGGAGGGAGAAGGAACGUCACACUAAACAGCUACUCAUUGAUCCUGAGGAUGAUGUCCGGGACAACAUUCUGAAAUAUGAUGAAGAAGGUGGUGGAGAAGAAGAUCAGGAUUAUGAUUUAAGCCAACUUCAGCAGCCAGAGAAUAUAGAUCAUGUUUUAAACAAGGCAAACGGAGUCAGAAGAGUAGAUGAGAGACCUGUUGGUGCUGAGCCCCAAUAUCCUAUAAGGCCUGUCAUCCCCCACCCUGGAGACAUUGGGGACUUUAUUAAUGAGGGCCUGAGAGCAGCUGAUAAUGACCCAACGGCCCCACCGUAUGACUCCCUUCUCGUCUUUGACUAUGAGGGAAGUGGCUCAACAGCCGGGUCCGUAAGCUCGCUUAAUUCCUCAAGCUCCGAAGACCAAGAUUACGACUACCUUAAUGACUGGGGGCCAAGGUUCAAGAAACUGGCAGACAUGUACGGGGGUGGCGAGGAUGACUAAAAUGACCUCACUUUUCUUGAUUUGCAAAAAGAGGAAAGCUAUAGCAUUAGAAGAAGAGGAUGGAGGGAAAGCAACCCCAGAAGGAUGAAAGAAGAAGAAAGGAGUAAAACAAAAACAAACAAAAACAAAAACAAAAA